CUGGUGGAAAGAGAGAGACAAGUAGGCGAGUGUUCGUCGAGGGAAACGAGAAGAGGCGCCACGGCGAGCUGAGCUGAGUUGUGUGUCUGUUCUUUCCCACCUCACAUUGCUAUUACAGGACCCACAUCCAGGAAAGUGGAAGAAAGUAAUCCCCAGUCAGAGGGGCCUGCCAGAAAGGGAGAUAACAGACUGCAGGAAUACUCUGCUGAGCCAUUUGAAGAUGGUGAAGCCUGAUCUUCACACUCUGGCUCAUCACCUCAAGCAAGAGCGUCUUUAUGUGAAUUCUGAAAAGCAGUUGCUUCAGCGAUUAAAUACGGAUGUAUUGAAAACUGCUGAAAAGCUGUACUGCUCAGCAUGGAUCGCAAAACAGCAGCGAAUUAACCUGGACCGUCUCAUAUUAACAAGUGUGGAAGCUUCUCCGGCAGAAUGUUGCAAACAUGCAAAGAUUUUGGAGAAUACACAGUUUGUGGAUGGAUACAAGCAGCUGGGAUUCCAAGAGACACUAUAUGGUGAAUUUUUGAAUCGCUUGAGAGAAAAUCCAAGACUUGUUGCCUCCUGCUUGGUUGCUGGGGAGAAGCUUAAUCAUGAGAGCACCCACAAUGUAAUCCUUACAGUAUUUACUGCCCUUUAUGGUAACUGCAUUAUGCAGGAAGAUGAGAGCUAUCUUCUACAAGUGUUGCGCUACCUAAUUGAAUUUGAGUUGAAAGAGAGCGAUAACCCCAGGCGACUGCUUCGAAAAGGUGCUUGUACUUUCAGCGUUUUGUUCAAGCUUUUUUCAGAGGGUCUGUACUCUGCAAAACUCUUUCUUACUGCAACUUUACAUGAACCAAUUAUGCUGCUGCUUGUAGAAGAUGAAGAUCACUUGGAAACUGACCCAAAAAAGCUUAUUGAAAGAUUUACUCCGGCGCAGCAAGAGAAGGUUUUUGGGGAGAAGGGCACGGAGCAGUUCAGAAGGAAAGUGCAGGAGAUGGUAGAAAGCAAUGAAGCAAAGCUGGUAGCUUUGGUCAACAAAUUUAUUGGAUAUCUUAAACAAAAUAUUUACUGUUUUCCACAUAGUUUACGUUGGAUUGUAUCGCAAAUGUAUAAAACCUUGUCAUGUGUGGAAGGGUUGGCUGUUGGGGAAGUGAAAGCCAUGUGUACGGAUUUGUUGCUUGCCUACUUUAUUUGCCCAGCAAUUGUGAAUCCAGAACAGUAUGGGAUAAUCUCUGAUGCUCCAAUUAACGAAGUGGCAAGAUUUAACUUGAUGCAGGUUGGCCAACUCUUGCAGCAGUUGGCAAUGACCGGCAGUGAGGAAGCAGAUCCACGGCUGAAGAAUAGCCUCUCCAAAUUUGACAAAAGUUGUGUUGCAGCUUUCUUGGAUGUUAUCAUUGGAGGUCGCACAGUGGAGACUCCUCCUAUGUCCUCGGUGAAUCUGCUGGAGGGACUUAGUAGGACUGUUAUCUACAUGACACACAACCAGCUUUUAAACUUGGUUAAUUUUGCACGGCAUGUAACAUCAAGGGACCUGCUAAGAGAAGAGGACAAGAUGGCUCUGGAGAACCUUAUUAUUAAUCUUCCUCAACCCAGAACAGGGAAGAGCAAUAGCCUUGAGCUGACUCCCUCCAGCACACCCCAGCUAUCUCCUGCAACUACUCCAGCUAACAAAAAAAAUCGACUUCAAAUAGCUGGAAGAAACAGAGGCCGGACGAAUGAAGCAAAAGAGCAACACUUCGACCAUGAAAGUUCGAGUCAGGAGCCUUUACAAGAAGUCCAGCCUGAAGAAGUGUUGGUCAUUUCGCUGGGCAUUACCGCUCAGAUGUCACCUGGCAUGAUGUCAGAAAAUGAGGUGUUGAGCUUGCAGCUUGCGGAUAGUGGGCAAGGAGAAGUGCCUCCUGACGAUGGAAAACUGCAUGGCAAACCAGAUAAAACUCUGCGCUUUUCCCUCUGUAGUGAUAAUCUGGAGGGAAUAUCAGAAGGACCUUCAAACCGCUCAAAUUCCGUAUCCUCACUCGACCUGGAAGGGGAAUCAGUCUCUGAACUUGGAGCAGGACCUUCUGGAAGUAAUGGUGUUGAAGCUUUACAGCUUUUGGAACAUGAACAGGCCACAACACAAGACAAUCUCGAUGACAAACUACGUAAAUUUGAACUUAGAGACAUGAUGGGGCUGACAGAUGACAGGGACAUUUCAGAAACUGUCAGUGAAACCUGGAGCACUGAUGUCUUGGGAAGUGAUUUUGAUCCAAACAUUGAUGAAGAUAGACUGCAAGAUAUUGCAGGUGCAGCAGCAGAGAAUAUGCUAGGUAGUUUACUUGGUUUACCAGGUUCAACUUCAGUACUACUGGAUCCUUGCACAGGGUCAACGAUUUCUGAGACAACAAGUGAGGCUUGGAGUGUGGAAGUUUUGCCAAGUGACUCGGAAGCUACAGAUUUGAAACAAGAGGAGCGGUUGCAGGAGCUGGAAAGUUGCUCAGGAUUGGGUAGCACAUCUGAUGAUACAGAUGUGAGGGAAGUGAGUUCACGGCCCAGUACACCUGGUCUCAGUGUUGUCUCAGGCAUGAGUGUCACUUCAGAAGACAUACCCAACAAAGUUGAGGAUAUCCGAUCAGAAUGCAGCUCUGAUUUUGGAGGGAAAGAUUCUGUUACAAGCCCUGAAGUGGAGGAAAUUGUACAAGGUGCACAUCAGAUGACUUCUCCGCUUUCCCAGACAGACACGUUGCUUGCAAUGUUUGACCCGCUGUCUUCUGAUGCUUCCAUCAUGCCAUCAAUAGUCAGGCCUAAAGUACACUAUGCAAGACCAUCACACCCGCCACCUGAUCCUCCAAUACUGGAAGGUGCUGUGGGAGGCACCGAUGCCCGAUUGCCAGCAUUUGGGUCUCAUAUUUGUUGCCAAACUGAAGCUGAGCUGCUGAAACAGAGGCACUCCUUUCCAGAAAGGCUAGUACGCAGCAGAAGUUCUGAUAUUGUUUCUUCUUCUCGCCGACCAAUGAGUGAUCCUGGUUGGAAUACUCCAGGCAGCAGAAGAACAGGGAAUGAGGAACUGUUUGCAGCUGGGGCAGCACCUGUAGGAACCUCAGGACCAACUUCAUCGCCAAGCAAAGACUCCCUCGGGGAGGAAAGAAAGGACAGUGAUGAUGAGAAGUCGGAUCGUAAUAAAUCCUGGUGGAAAAAACGAUUUGUGUCUGCUAUUCCGAAAGCUCCUAUUUCCUUCAGGAAGAAAGAUAAACAAGAAAAAGACAAAGAAGAUGGUGCACAGGAAAGGUUUCAGGCCAUGCAAGAUGAGCCAAUUCCCAGGCUGAAUGUACAGGCGCAGGCUGCAGAGGAUAUCCUGGAUAAAUAUAGAAGUGCAAUUAAACGAGCUAGCCCCAGUGAAGUAGUUGUCAAUGAUGAAGUUGCAGAGACUGUUGGAGAUGAUAGUGUCCAUAAUUCGCCACGUGAUGAAACGCUUCAAAACCUUUCAGCAGAUGAUCUGCCAGAUUCUGCUAGUCAGACUGCCCAGACUCAAGACUCCACAUUCUCCUUUCGAGAUGCAAAGAAGAAAUUGCGAAUGGCUCUGUGCUCUGCUGACUCAAUUGCAUUCCCCCUAGUGAGCCAUUCAGCAACCAGAAAUGGCCCUCCUGGAGGACCUGAUCAAGGAGAAUUAGAAGACAACGAGAUUGUCUGCUUUCUCAAAGUUCAGUUAGCUGAAGCCAUCAAUUUGCAGGAUAAGCACUUGAUGGCACAGAUUCAAGAAACCAUGCGCUGUGUCGGCAGAUUUGACAGUAGAACUUGCAACAAGUUACUAGCUGCCAUUGCUGAGGAUUAUAGAAAACGAGCUCCAUAUAUUGCUUACUUGACACGAUGUCGUCAGGGGCUCCAGACUACUCAAGCCCACCUUGAAAGACUCUUACAAAGAGUGCUCAGAGACAAAGAGGUUGCGAACAGAUACUUCACUACAGUCUGUGUGAGACUAUUGCUUGAAAGCAGGGAAAAGCAUAUUCUGGAAUUUAUUAAAGAUUUUCAGAAUCUCACUGCAGCAGAUGACAAAACUGCCUUAGUAGAAGAAUUCCUGCAGUCGUUGUAUGGAGUUAUGGCACAAGAUGUUAUCUGGCAGAAUGCCAGUGAAGAACAGCUCCAGGAUGCACAAAUGGCAAUUGAGCGUAGUGUUAUGAACCACAUUUUCAAACUCGCCUUCUAUCCCAAUCAGGAUGGUGAUAUUUUACGUGACCAGCUUUUCAAUGAACACAUUCAGCGUUUGUGUAAAGUUGUCAGUGCAAAUCACCGAGCACUUCAAAUUCCAGAGGUGUAUUUGAAAGAAGCACCAUGGCCAUCUGCACAGUCGGAGAUUCGAACAAUCAAUGCGUACAAGACCCCAAGAGAUAAGGUUCAGUGUAUCCUGCGAAUGUGCUCUACCAUAAUGAAUCUGUUAAGCCUAGCCAAUGAGGACUCCGUCCCUGGGGCAGAUGACUUUGUUCCUGUUCUUGUGUUUGUCCUUAUCAAGGCUAACCCACCCUGCCUGCUGUCCACUGUUCAGUACAUCAAUAAUUUCUAUGCCAACCGGCUCGGUGGAGAAGAAUCCUAUUGGUGGAUGCAGUUCACAGCAGCAGUUGAAUUCAUUAAAACCAUUGAUGAUCGCAAGUGAUGCAGAACACCACCUGCAUGGCAGACUGUUAGGAAAAGUGAAAAGAUUUACGCCAACUGUUUGUGGGAGGGGAACUUGACUGAAUUUUCUCCUCUUGUAUAAUAAAUGUAGAUAGUGUGGAGGCAUUUCAAAAACAAAAUAGAUUCAGUGUGUCUUUACCCAAAUUAACAAUCAGAUUUACUAACAGGUCUUUAUAUAUUUCUGUCAUAUAAAGUCAACAGGUCAGCAAUGCAAAAAGGGACCACACUUUUUCAGGUAUUUCGAAAAGUUGACAGUGUACUGUAGGAAAGUGACAUUAUUUACUUGCGUUAACUUGAUCGGCAUGAGUUUUAAGCUGGGGCCUCAAACAAAUGCAAUGGUGAUUUUUUUUUUUUGUUAAACCUUCCUUCUUUUCACAAAGCAUAAAUGGCAGCCAGUUCUACCUUUUUUUUUUUCAGUGAAACUAAUUUUUGUUGAUUGAGUGUGCCCAGGCCAAAUCUAUGUGCAUUUGACCAAUCAUGCUUUCCCUGAAAGAAAUUUACUGACAACAUAGAGCGUGUCAUAACCCAAGGUGAAGAAUCCUCAACUGUAGUUUAUCACUUUUAUCUGAAAAAGUCACCCUCUCGCAUUGCUUCGAUAUAUUUUUGACCCAUUGUUAUUAUUUCCAAAAUUUGGAUGACUUUUAGACCAGGGUAUCAUACCUGAUUUUGCAGCCUUAUCGGUGUAUGUUUAAAUUAAGUAUUAGUAUUUAACCAACUUGUUAUUAAAGUGACAUAGGACUGUAUUUGUUUUAGUUGCUGGGGUUAUCUUUACAAACAUCGUCCAGAAAAUAAUGCUUUUUAUUUGAAAGUGCUUUUACCAGGAUAGCGGUUUCAUUUGGAUUGAUAAGCAAGAGAGCGUAUGUGCUGGUUCCCACAUUUUGCAGUUCUUAAAUUGGUUCUCUUCUCUUGUGGCAGAAUUAUAGAUUCAGAAAAGGUGGAUCUGGAAUUUCUCUUUUCAGAGUAAGGAAACCAGUUUUAAUAAGGAAAUGCAAAGAAUCGGAAUAUGAAUACUGCUCUCCCAUGAUCCAAGAUAAACAAGCUAUAAAACAAAAGCAAAUUAAGUGAAAUGUUGAGCUCCCAAUUUAGAAAGUUGCAGUUGAACGCCAGCCUUGACUGCCUUUUCAAUUCCACUACCCUCAAGAAUUUGUUCCCUGUGCAUAUCGGAUGGGGUGCAAGCAUCGUUCACGUCCUGCGGAAGCACCCUUUUCAGCAGCUGGACCACAGUUAUACUAAUCUCCAAGAAGAGUUUUGCAACCGUGACUUCCUUGGCUAAAACAGGAAGUGAGAUCUGAGGGAUAUGAAAAUGAUGGAGGAGGAACAGGAAAGAUUAAUGCAGAUCACAUCAAUAUCUUACAGUAGCUGAAACUUCCAGUUGACAGCAGUGCCUUUGUCAACAGCUAAAAUUUAACAGACGACAUGAAUGGACAGCCAUAUAUGACUCACUUUUACAUCACCUUUAUGGAGCCAUUUUUAAUAAGCAUAAUCAGAAGGCACUGGGACUUGGUUUUUCCAAGAACAAUUUCCAGUUUAAAAUUGAAGCGAGUCAGAUGUCUAGGAUAUACAAAUGACAAUAUAUGAGGAUUUAAAUUAUUAUAUUUUAAGUUGCCUUACAAGUGGCUAACAAAAUGGUAGAAUUAAAUAAUGGCAGCUUCAAUAAGUUAAGUUUCACUGAAAAGACUGAUUUGCUGUGUUUUUCUUUAUUAAAAAGGGAGCACUAUUCUGGGUCAAGGACAGUAAUUUUAAUGUAAAUUCACCUGACUGUUCAUAUAUUUUUUAGAAAAUAAAGUAACUUGAGAGAAGAUGGUCUCCAUUGUGCUGAUCCAAAACCAGCCUGAAAUAAACCUAUCAUCUUGAGUCUUUGGGCCAGCAAAGACCAACUUGGAUUGCUUACCUCAGCCUGUCUAUUGUUAGUUGUUGUGGGACUGUACCUGUCAUUUUUCUUUAUCUUGGAACCAGAGACCUAGUCCCAUUUUUUAAAAAAAUGGGACUAUUGCAAUUUGGGUUUGCAGUUGAAGAUCAAGAAGGAUGCUAAUUCCUGCUGACCAAAUAAUAACUCACUAAAAGGGAGUGUGUUGGAUACAUCACCCGAGUAGCAAACCUCUGGGGAAUUUGUGUGAAGCUGUUAUAUAACCAAUAUCUCCUCCCAAGGAAAGAUUUUUUUUUAAAAGGAGUGCUUUCCCUUCAUUGCCAAAGUAUGACAGUCUCCUAAACCAUUGUUGUAAUCAGUUAAAAUUUAAUAAUUUUCAUCAAGUUAAUUUAUGAAUUUAGAGAAACUUUGCAAAAUGUAUAAAAAUGUUCUAACUGUGUAUAUAGUUGAUGUGGGAGUAGGUAUUUCAGUGUGUCAGCCUGGAGUAAAGGACCUUGUUCUGCCAUAUUGCAAAGCACAGUCCUGAGUAUUCAAUGUUAACUUUGAAUGUGAAUCUCAUCAUCUCAACACAACUAAGAUUAAUUUAACAAAAUCUAGAUCAAGAUCACUUGACGACUGCUAACAUACACUUCAUUAGGGCAGUUAAUGUGUCUGAAGAUUUCAUGGUGAGUAUGGUCUACAGCGAGAAAGCCAUAUACCUAGGUGAUUUAAAAAAAAAUCUACCUGAUUACAGUCGUGAGAUAUCUUUCAUAUUUGUUUUUGCUUACAAAACACGACUUUCUUCCAACCCUACAGAUAAUAGGUGAUCACUGUUCAGAGUUGUAUCCAGUUACCAAAAGUAAUUUUAACUUUUUUUGUUUGGUGUGAUUAAGUUUGUGUUUUAGAGUUGCUAAAUGCAUUGCUAUUAUGUACCAGGUAACAAUAUUAGAAUACAUGAUCAAAAAUAUAUUAUCUCGGGCUACUGCUAAUUUUGGAUUAUUCACUUGAGUCUGAAUCCCAUAUACUAUUGCAGUGCUCAGCCUGAAGGUUAGAAAUCUGAAAAAAGGAAAUAAAUUACUUUUAGCUGAGAGGUAUCAAUGCAGUUAACAUUAUGUAGCUGUGGAUGUUGUCUUUGAUCACAUGAACAACAUUGUCAGACCUAAGUAAUUUGCUGCAAAAAUGCUUUAAGUUUGAACAAUUUAAGGCAGAUUCAGAAGAGUUUUUUUUUUCUAAACUUAAAGAUCCUCUUGGCCACACAGCAUCCUAUAACAUUAAUGUUUCCCUAGUAUCACAGACCAGUCAGUGCCUUGCAGCUCCAGAACUUCUGCAUCAUUGGGGCACACUUCAGAAUAGUACAAAAAUUGUGAAUUAUGAUCCUUGUGGGGAUGGAGGAAACAUGGCUGAAAGUGUGUUCAUCUCUGCUAAAAAAAACUAAUUGUCUCUCUGAUAAUUGACUGACUCAAGAAUCUGUACUUGUUUUGUAGUUGCACUUUUGAAUAAUAUUUAAUAUUGUAAUGAAGUUAAUGUUUGAAAAAUAUGAUUAAGUUUUCCUUACCUUUAAAAGAGUAAACUUUGAUUUAGAACAAAAUAAAUUCUAAAUGUACACAAUUUGGAGUUUAGGGAUUGGGGUUUAUUUAUUUUACAAUUAGAUUUUGUGAAGAUGAAACUGUCAACUAUUUAUUUUUAACACUUUGCAAAUAUAUUCAUUUUAAAUUGUCUCUUUGUUUUAAGUUUGGGGGUUUGGUCUGGUAUACGUUCAAGCUUUUAAUACUGCUUUCCUCUGCAGCUUGUAUUUGAGUCAUUGAUUAUAUCUCUAGAGACUUUGUUUUGAAAUAUAGGGAGGCUGCCAUUUAUAAAUUUUUUGAACAAGAAUACAAAACUUGCAACUACUUCAGUCGUUAAAAGGUAUUCUGACAUGCAUAUAGACCCAAAAGCACAUUAGUGAGGACCAAACAGCAGCAGCAUACACCAUCAUAUCCGUGAUAUCCUGAAGCAGCAGGAAAGAACAACAAAUGCUUUACAGUUAGCACUUCAGAACAUGGAUGGGACUGUUAUACUUAAAUUAACCUAAGGUAACUUAAUACUAUGUUCUGUUUGUUAACUGCAUCACCUGUAUUACUGCCUCUUUGGAACUGUUAGAGCCUUUACAAACUUAAGUUAAUGAGCUUGCACAAUCUUGCACACAGGAAAAAAAAAUGUAUACUGUCUUUAAUGAGAUUAAUGUAAUAUAUCAUUCUAUGCUAAUUAAAGGGAGCAGUUUAUCCCAUUUGCUUGUGUCUGCUGAUUAAUUUAGUUUUCUACCAUAUUCAAUUGAUUUUGAUGUUAAUUCUCUUUGCAUGCAAUAUGGAUGGCCUCCAAAGUGUACAACACAAUUACAUCUCAGGUAUGAAUAUACUCUACCGUUUAAAAUGAAUCAAAUUGGCUUCAAAUGCGCUCAAACUGGAUCCAAGCCAAUAAUUUAAGAUUAAACUUCAGGUGUAACCUGUAAAAUGUAUAACUUGAGACAGAAGGUUUCAAUUGUAUUGUGUAUUGCAACUGAACAGGAGCAGUAAUGCAGUUGUUCUUGACCUAAAUCAGUGCAAUAAAUGUAGUUUAUCAAAGUAAA
This is a messenger RNA of Rhincodon typus (whale shark), 9068 nucleotides long. It is a transcript of the gene gapvd1, whose product is annotated as GTPase activating protein and VPS9 domains 1. The transcript has 27 exons. Gene Ontology annotation, molecular function: small GTPase binding; guanyl-nucleotide exchange factor activity. Lineage: Eukaryota; Metazoa; Chordata; Chondrichthyes; Orectolobiformes; Rhincodontidae. Gene Ontology annotation, cellular component: endocytic vesicle; cytosol. The coding region runs from base 221 to 4597 and encodes 1458 amino acids. The record is from RefSeq and is a predicted model, not a curated record. Gene Ontology annotation, biological process: vesicle-mediated transport; regulation of GTPase activity.